GCUAUCGGGGAAGUUCAAAUGCGUCCAUAGAUCUCACUCGUAAAGAAACCAUGGCAGCAACACAAGCCUCCAAAGAGCAGAAAUACGACAGACAGCUGAGGUUGUGGGGAGACCAUGGUCAGGAGUCACUGGAGAACGCUCACGUCUGCCUCAUCAACGCCACAGCAACUGGGACCGAGAUCCUGAAGAACCUGGUGCUGCCAGGUAUCGGCGCAUUCACCAUAGUCGAUGGGCACACAGUGUCUGGAGAAGAUGUUGGAAACAACUUUUUCCUGAGUAACAACAGCAUUGGAAAGAACCGAGCCCAGGCCGCCACUGAGCUGCUGCAAGAGCUGAACAGCGAUGUCUCUGGGAACUUUGUCGAGGAGAGUCCAGACAAACUUCUUGACAACGAUCCAGAGUUUUUCCACAGGUUUACCAUAGUCAUCGGUGUCCAUUUGCCAGAAAGCACGUGUUUGAGGCUAGGCUCAGUUCUGUGGAGCGCCUCGGUACCUUUCCUCGUCUGUAGAACAUACGGCCUCAUCGGCUACAUGAGACUAGCAGUGCAGGAGCAUACAGUGAUUGAAUCUCACCCAGACAAUGCCUUGGAGGACCUGAGGUUAGAUCAGCCUUUUAGUGAAUUGAAGAAACACAUUCAGUCCUAUGACCUUGACAAAAUGGACAAGAAGGAUCACAGUCACACACCUUGGGUCAUCAUUGUUGCGAAAUAUCUGGAGAAAUGGCUCAGUGAGCACAACUGCCAGCCACCAAAAAAUUACAAGGAGAAAGAGGCAUUCAGACAAAUCAUUCGGGAAGGGCUCCUGAAGAAUGAGAACGGUUUCCCAGAGGAUGAAGAAAACUUCGAGGAAGCUAUAAAAAAUGUCAAUACGGCUUUAAAUCCAACCAAGAUUCAUAGUGCUCUUGAAGACCUCUUCAACAGUGAGCAGUGUAACAACAUCACCUCACAGACUCCGACCUUCUGGGUGAUGCUGCGAGCGGUCAAGGAGUUUGUUCACAGCGAAGGCAACGGAAGCCUCCCUGUGAGAGGAACCAUUCCAGACAUGAUCGCAGAUUCUCAGAAGUUUAUCAACCUUCAAAAUGUUUACAGGGAAAAGGCCCUGCAGGAUGCAGCUGCUGUUUCGAAGCACGUAGAGCGUCUGUUGCAGUCCGUUGCAAAGCCACCAGAGAGCAUCUGUGAAAAGGACAUCAAGCUACUCUGUAAGAAUGCCUCCUUUCUGCGGGUGGUGCGCUGCAGAUCUCUGGCUGAAGAAUAUAGUGUGGAGUCCGUGAACAAAGAUGAAAUCACCUCCAGCAUGGACAGUCCAGACAGCGAGAUGGUCUUCUACCUCAUGCUUCGGGCUGUUGAUCGAUUCUAUCAGCAGCACUCCCGCUACCCAGGAGUUUACAACUACCAAGUUGAGGAUGACAUCAGCAAACUGAAGCUGUGUGUAAACAGCCUUCUGCAGGAGUACAGCCUCAACGUCAAUAUCAAAGACGACUAUAUCCACGAGUUCUGUCGAUAUGGUGCAGCAGAGCCACACACAGUUGCAGCAUUUUUGGGAGGAUGUGCUGCUCAAGAGGCCAUCAAGAUCGUGAGCCACCAAUUUGUGCCCUUUAGCAACACGUUCAUUUACAACGCAAUGUCACAGACCUCUGCCACCCUGAAUUUGUAAAGAGUUUGCCCACAAAUAUAUCGGAGAAAAUAGGGUAGUAUUGGAAAAAGCAUUCCUUGAACCAGCUUGCUGUAACAAAAUGGAAACUUGGGGUUUGAUAGAAGAAAGAAUUGCAUUUUCCAUCACUUUUGAAUGGGGUUAUGACACUAAUGUGUGCACUUAAAGCUUAAGGUGAUUCCCAGGGUUACCUGGACCUUUUAAGGCUAAAUAUUACGUUGAUCAUAAAACCUUGUCCUGUUGUUUGAAGUCUUUAAGGGGAGUACUGGUGUCAACAAACAUUAAACAAAGCUGAAAUCAAAA
Molecule: messenger RNA, 1952 nt
Organism: Pleuronectes platessa (European plaice)
Lineage: Eukaryota; Metazoa; Chordata; Actinopteri; Pleuronectiformes; Pleuronectidae
Gene: nae1
Product: nedd8 activating enzyme E1 subunit 1
Exons: 20
Coding region: 51-1652 (533 amino acids)
Biological process (GO): ubiquitin-dependent protein catabolic process; protein neddylation; DNA damage response
Cellular component (GO): cytoplasm; nucleus
Molecular function (GO): ubiquitin activating enzyme activity; NEDD8 activating enzyme activity
Source: RefSeq, a predicted model, not a curated record